Molecule: messenger RNA, 3041 nt
Organism: Setaria italica (foxtail millet)
Lineage: Eukaryota; Viridiplantae; Streptophyta; Magnoliopsida; Poales; Poaceae
Exons: 11
Coding region: 82-2481 (799 amino acids)
Molecular function (GO): microtubule binding
Source: RefSeq, a predicted model, not a curated record
GAGAGAGAGAAGAGGGAGUGCGUGUGUUUCAAACAGUUCCGUUCCCCCAUCCCCAUCCCGGAGAUCCGCCCGCGCAAGGCGAUGGCGCCGCCGCGCCGCCUCCCCGCCGCCACCCCCGCCAGAUCCGAUUCUCCGCCACUCGUCAGCACUGGUAACAAGGAGAACAUCUCUGAUGCCGGAGGAGCCACCGUCCCGGAUUACUGCCGCCCAGCGCCGUGCCAAGAGGGUGCUGCAUUCUCACCAAACAUAAACAACAAGCCUGCACCUGUCAACUUGAGGAAAAGUAUCGCAUGGAACCCUGCUUUCUUCACCGACCAAGGUGUUUUGGAUAAUUUGGAGCUUUCGCUGCUUACUGGCUCCCAACUGAAGGCAAAUGGGAGUCCUAGGUCUGGGGUUGCUGGUGGUACAGUGUCCCCAUUCUGCCGCUCUGGGAGAUCUGGUACUGCAUGUGUACUCAAGGAAGUUGCAGAGAAUUCGCACGGAAAAUUGCCUGCAAAAUAUCGCACCACGGAAAAACAGGGAAGGAAAUUGUUUUCUUCAGUGAAAACUCCUCAGAGGGACCAACGGAGAGAAUGCACGGAAACCCAAAACAAAGCCUCUUCAAGGAGCAUCCAAAAAUGCAUACCAAGACUACCAUCAGGAUCUAUACAGAAGAAAGUACCAAACUCAUCUUCUGCAGCUCAGAUGUCAGGAAUACCCAAGAAGUCCCAACAUUCUCUUCCUACAGUCCCACGAAGUACCUCAUCCUCGACAACUAUUCUGAAAUCAAACGUAAAAUUAGGUCCAGUUAACGCCGAGCAAAUUCACAGAGUACCUGGGUUGCCACCUAAAUCAAAGAUCAAUUCUGUAUCUUCUGGAUCUGACACGGUGAAGGAUGUGGUGCCUGCUGUUACUGCCUUUCGUGAAGAUGCCAGCGGUUCUGUGGAACGCAAAAAUUUUCUACCAAAUCCACAAAUUAUCCCCUCCAGUUCCUUUGGUGGCCCUGCAUCUAACUUUACUAAGCCAUCAGCACUUCGAAUGCCCUCACCUUCGGUUGGUUUUUUCACUCAGGAAAAUGCUCAUGUGUCAUAUGGCAAUGCUGCUAAAAGAAAUGUGGGAAAUACUUCAUCAGUAGUAAAACCUCCCAGAUAUAAGCAGCCUGAGGAUCUAAAUGGCAGAGUACAUAUAACAAAGCCUCUGUCAACCAAUUGCACAGCUGCUUCCAAUGUGCCACCUGUAAUUAGAGAGAGCAAUCCCAACACCUUGGUGGCUCCAGAAAAGGAAUUCUCAUCAAAAUUUAUUACUAGUAAAUACUCAGCAAAAUCUGGGUAUGCAAAUAACCAAGAAAGGUCAGAUGUUAAUUGCUUAUUGGCUGGAAUUGGAGCUACUAUACAGCCACCAAAUCCAGCAAAGAAUGAUGCUGCCAGAUAUAGCACACCCGUUGUGUACAGUGACACAUCACAUGUAGAAAGAAGGGACAUUUCAAAAGAAGUUGAAUCAUUUGAGAAUUCCUACCCUCUUAAAGGUGUUUGUCCCUCAACCAUUGAACCUGUUGAGGACUCCUCUUUUAAAUCCACUUGUCCCUUAACCAAACCUAUUGUGGGGAGUACAUCAUCGUCCUCUUCCAUUUCUUCUCGAGUAUGCUCCUCCAGUGAUCUCACCUGUCAAAGCAAGUCAGAGAGUGGUUCUGGUGAAUCAAUUUACUUGGGAAACUCUUGUGUUGAAGAGACCACAACUGCAAUUUCUUUGUCCAAAGGUGAAAGUUGCACUCCAGGUCUUGAUUUAUCGCGAGGAUUUGAUUCCCACAAUCACCAGAAUACUGAAUGUGCUGUUUUAAUGGAAUCAGUGGAAUCUACAGUAUGUGCGGAUCAGGCGCCAUGUUGUGGUAGUUCAAAAGGCAAAACACCAGCUCUAGCUGACUGUAAUUCAGAUUUUGGUGAUUCUUUGUGUAAUGAAUCUAAACCUGCUUCAUCAGAAGAACCAAAUGCUGAAGGUGAAAUAGAGCUUGAAACAAAUAAUGCACCAACUGUUGAGGAAACUCUGUCGUUACAUGUGGAGCGUGAGCAUAACCACAAUUACAUGAGCACAGAGCCUUCUCCUAUGAAACUGGAAGCACCUACACCUUGUGUGGAAAGGCAACAUGCUUUAUCAGUAGAACCAAACAUGGAAGACAAAAUGGUGCUUAACGCAGACAAGUUGUCAGCUCUAGAGGGUGCAUCACAAAUAGAAAACGUUAAGGCACUGGACAGAUCACGGACAAAUACAAUCCUUAAAGAUCAUCUGAAGAACUUGGUACCGUUUACAGAAGAAUGGCUUGCUGUCAUGGAGGCUCGUGGGCAGGAAGUUUUGGAACAAAAGACUGGUGCUGUGCAAAAUUCUCCUCCCGACAAGACUGCUCCAGAACCCAGUCCGUGGUCACCGGUUAAACGGAAAGCGCAGGAUGUUGGACCGUUUGACUGUACAAAGUACUCGAAAAGCGUCCGAACAUCUGGUACUCCUUAGCUUUGAACCAUGAAUUAUGGGCUCAUGGCCAUGACGUGGUACAGGAAGAGGCUCACAGUGACUGAUUCUCAUUUUUGCUUUCCUGUCUCUGAUGGAUCCUCCCCUUUUGAUGAUUGUAUAAAAUAGAUAGAUGACCACUGCACGCCACGCCAUGCAUGUAUGUAUACAUCAGUAGUUGCAUUUGCAUUGGGUGGGGUCACCACCAGGAAUAAUUAAGUAGCUGAAGUUUCUUGUUGCAUUGGUGACUAGGGUUCGUCCCAUGCAUCCUCGAAUUAAGUAGCCGCUCUUGGCGUUGGGUUAGUACCUUCCAUACGUUCGCUUUAGCUUAUUCAGUUGGCUUAUCAGCCACCAAACAGUAUUUUCCUCUCACAACAAAUCAGCCGUUUCAGCUUUUCAGCCGGCUUAUAAGCUGAAGCGAACAAUUUCUGAUCGAGGGCAUGCAAAACGGAUGGUGUCGUCCUUGUAUUUUUCAUGAAAUGAGUCAAACAUUCAAAUUGAUUUGCCAUUCAAAUAUCCACUGGAAAUAGUGCAUGGUAGAUGGAUUGAUUAUGCAAACUAAA